Molecule: messenger RNA, 864 nt
Organism: Manis javanica (Malayan pangolin)
Lineage: Eukaryota; Metazoa; Chordata; Mammalia; Pholidota; Manidae
Product: CBY1 interacting BAR domain containing 1
Biological process (GO): cilium assembly
Cellular component (GO): ciliary transition zone; ciliary basal body
Source: RefSeq, a predicted model, not a curated record
AAGAUGAUGAGGCGCAGCUUAGAAAACCGGGAUGCCCAAGCCAGACAACUUCAAGAUGCUGUCACAAAUGUGGAGAAGCACUUUGGAGCGCUGUGCCAAAUCUUUGCUGCUUAUGUGCGGAAAACUGCCAGACUGCGAGACAAAGCAGACCUCCUGGUGAAUGAAAUCAACGUGUAUGCCUCUACAGAAACCCCACAUUUAAAGCAGGGCCUGAAAAACUUUGCUGACGAGUUUACCAAACUUCAGGAUUAUCAACAAGCAGAGAUUGAAAGGCUUGAAGCCAAAGUAGCUGAAUCUUUGAAAGCUUAUGGAGCCAUUGUAAAAAAGAAACGUGAUGACCUCAAACCAACAUUAACAUCAAGGAAUGGAGAAGCUAAAUAAACAAUUAACUCAGAAAGAACACGUCAGCGAAACCCAUCUGAUAACGUUAUUUCACAGGCAGAAACCGAACUACAGAGAGUUACAAUGGAUGCUACCCGAACAACACGUCAUCUAGAGGAAACUAUUAACAAUUUUGAAAAGCAGAAAAUAAAGGAUAUAAAGAUCGUAUUUUUGGAAUUUAUCACUAUCAAAAUGUUAUUUCAUGGCAAAGCUUUAGAGGUCUACACUGCUGCCUAUCAAAAUAUAUAAAAGAUUGAUAAAGAGGAUUUAGAGGUUUUCCAAAAUUCUCUGUAUCCACCAGAUUAUUCAUCUCAUUUAGAUACUGUAAGAGCAAAUUCAAAAUCACCUCUUCAGAGAUUGUCAGCCAAGUGUGUAUCUGGAAAAGGACAGGUACCAUCCACCUGUCCACUAAGAAAGGAUCAGCAAGCAGAAGAUGAUGAUGAAGAGGAUGAAGACUUAGAUGCUACAGAAGAAGAAAAUUAA